Molecule: messenger RNA, 11570 nt
Organism: Diorhabda carinulata
Lineage: Eukaryota; Metazoa; Arthropoda; Insecta; Coleoptera; Chrysomelidae
Product: RWD domain-containing protein 1
Exons: 2
Coding region: 164-889 (241 amino acids)
Biological process (GO): cytoplasmic translation
Molecular function (GO): protein binding
Source: RefSeq, a predicted model, not a curated record
UCGCCGUAAAAACAAACUUAACCUACAUCUAAACUCACAUAUGUCAAUGAGGGUUAAGUGAAUUGUAUCGUUUAAUAUUAAACUUUAGUUUAUAAUAUUAUUUAAAUAAUUAAAACUAACAACUCUAUUACUAUUUACUUAUACAAAAGAUUUUUUGGAAGACAUGGAUUAUCAAGAGGAACAAAAAAAUGAAAUAGAAGCACUAGAAUCAAUUUACUACGGCGACUUCGAAAUAAUUUCAACUAAACCGUAUCAUAAAUUUUCAAUUCCAAUUAAAACUGAAGAAUACGAACCAUAUAUGGCUAAUGGAUUGAGCUGUGAUCUUGUUAUUUCAUACACUCCGAAAUAUCCUGAAGAAGCACCUAUAAUAGAAAUUGAUAAUUGUGAAAAUUUUGAUGACGAAUAUGAACAAUUACUUUUAAAUUACUUAAAUGAACAGAUACAAGAAAAUUUAGGCAUGGUUAUGGUAUUCACAUUAGUUUCCAGUGCCCAAGAAUGGUUAAAUGUGAAAUGGGAAGAAAUUAAGAAAGAAAAAGAAGAACAGAUAGCCCGUAGAUUGAAGGAAGAGGAAGAAGCAGAAAUGAAGAGAUUCGAAGGAACUCGAGUUACUGUUGAAACAUUUAUGAAGUGGAAGAGACUGUUUGAAGACGAAUUAGGUAUUACAAAGAAAAAAGAACUAUUAGAAAAAGAAGGGAAAAAACUGACUGGUCGAGAGUUAUUUAUUCAGGAUAAUACUCUUAAUGAAUCAGAUCUCAAAUUUUUGGAUGAAGGAGAUGCAGUUAAAGUUGAUGAAUCAUUGUUUCAGGAUUUGGAUGAUCUCGAUAUAGAUGAUGAUGAAGAUGAUGAAGAUUUCGAUCCUAAUAAUUAUCAUAGUGAUUCUUCAGAUUGAAUGAUGUUUUCUACAAAUUCCUGUUUUUUUCUUAUUGUUAUUAUAUAGCAUAUUAACUAUAAUAUGUUUUCUUGGUGUAAAAUUGCAUGUAUAUUAAGAAUAGUCCAUAUUUGGGUUCAUGAUGACUUCGGUUAUCACUUUAGAUUUGUUUCAUUGGAUUGUUUUAAUAUUUCAUGAAAAAUAUUCAUCAUUCUUCAAAGAUUAUGACAAACAAAAAAAAUAACAAAGUUAAUUCUAUUUCCACAAAAAGGAAAAACUACUAACAAUGUAAAUAUCAAUAAUAUUGGCCCUAAUCAAAAUGUGGUUUCCAUUAAUAUGGCGAAAUGUUUGGUUAAAAUUGUCUGUCAAUACCUCACAUUAGUAUUUCAUUGGGCUUGAACUCUAAACUUCAAUAAGUCGUAAGUUAGGGCUAGUGGAUGUCAACAUAACGAAGUACCAUUCUAAUUUACACUUUCUUAUUACUGGUUAAUAUUGUCCAACUUUUUCUCAAAUAUGUCUGUUGAUACCCCAAAGAAGUAUUUAAUGGGCAUUGGGUACUCUCGGUAUAAGAGGGCAAUAGUGUAAUUCAUUAUUUGCUGAAGUCUUGAACAUUAUUUGUCUUGAUACCCCAAAUUACUGUUUAUAUGGACCCAAAAGCUAGUGGAAUCCAAUAUAAAGCCAACUUUUAUCAGUAAAAUGUAUGUGUGAUUAUUGUAUGGGAAUCUUAAAAAGAAUGAUUUUAGGGUUGAAACAUUUGAAAUGCUUAUCUGAGGUAUUGACAGACAUAUUUAGUAAGUAAGACACAUUAAUGGUCACACACUCCUAAGUUAAGCAAAAGUGUUUAGGACUGGUACCCUGUUAUACUCACUUAUAAGUGGGACACUUUUGCCAUUGGCGUAUUACGGGGUCCUUCAUAGAAAUCUUGCCAGCUAUUUUCUAUAUAAUUUAGUCUAUUUUCAUACUCAAAACUGAUGGUAUAUAUGUAUUGUCAUCAUCUUUGAUCAACAUAUCUAUGUAUUUUUUUCUAUUGUCAUAGACAAAAGUAGAAAUCGGGAAAGGAGAUACGGCAACAGUUGCGACAAAUCUGUUAGAGAAAAAUUGUUAGGACUAGGUUCAAAUACAGAAUAUAGAGUUUGCAACUUAAAACUAAGGUAGAAAACAUUAAAUUUAUAGGAAUUUUACAAGAAUUUAUACAACUUAAAGCCAUCACAAAUCUCAAUUGAUUAUUGUAAUUUAAAUUUCAUCAUACAUUUAUACAUAUUUCUCAUAUUGUACUUGACCAUAAUUUCAGUCCCAGAUGUUUCGAUGUUUCGCUUUUUUUAAAAAAUUAUUCAAAAAAGCUAAUUUUGAAACAGAAGAGACCUAAAAUCAAGAAUAUUGAGAAACAUAAACUUAAAAGGUUUAAGAAAUUAAAUUUAUACCGGCAUGGAUAAAAUAAUGCCUACCUACCGUAACGUUGAACUUACAUAUGGAACUGAAGCCAAACAGACUCUGAAAAAUUUCGAAAAUAUCCUCCACAAAAUUGCAAAACUAAAAAACCGAAUAAUUUUUCUAUUCAGAUGCAAAAACGAUAAGUUGAUACCUACAUUUCUAAAUUUAAAAUUAUCCUGUAUAAAAUUUAGAAACAGUUGCCUGCAGCAUGAAUAUCAAAAUCACGUUUUAUCUAGAUUUAUUUUCCAAGUCAUACAACUAUCUAUUACCGAAUCAUCUACUCUAGUAAGAAAAUUGGAAAAUGAUUUCAAAAACAUAACAGUUAAAAUAAAUAAAAUAAUUCCUAUAAAUAUUUUCCAGAAAUUUGAAGGAAGAUGUUGAGAAAGAACUAACUCUUUUUUAUAAAUGUAAAGAAGAAAAUUGAUAAACAAAUAUUAAAACAACAACAUAUUGCUAAAAAUACAAAUGAAAUAAAAUCAAAAUGGAUCGAAAAUUCAUACUGUGAUACCAAAUGAAGUGAAAGAAGGUUUAUCUUUAGGUCCUAAUUUCGCACAAAAUAUUUCUAGUGACAAACAAUUACCUGUGACAAAUAUCUUAUGUAAUAUUGAAUGCAACAUCAAUCAUUUAAAUAACGAAAUUCAAAAUAAAAUAUUAUUUUUCCGAUAUUUAGAUGAUUACAUUACUGCCAUACCCAUGAAUCAAAUUGCAGAAAGAGUUAUUAGAACGCUGAAAACGAUAAUUCACAAACACUUCAGUCUUAUCAGUAUAAAUACAAAUGGAUCGUUGUUUUACCUCAAAUCACUAAGAAAUACAUUGAUACGAAACAUGUAACAGUAGGACAAGUUGUAAACCAGAAUUAAAUGACAGCAACGAAAAGCUGAUUUUAAAUAAUAAACUCAGUCAUUUGAAAAUUGCGGAACCUAGAAAAUUGAGAGUUGGAGAUAUCGUGGGAAUAAGUAAAGCGAAACAUGUUAUUUUCAAAGUGAAAAUAACGAAUCCUGUAACUUAUUUUAUUGAGGAUAUGACUGGGACACCUGGUGCUUUCUAUGAAGAAAAAUUACGAAAAUCAAAAAUCCCAACGAAUCAUAAAGAAGCAAGAUUUCUGUGAAAGAAAGUUUGUGGAAGUUCUUAAAUAUGAUGAAGAAAAUGUUGAGUCCUAUGCAUCAAAAAGAAUCUACUUCAGGUUCAACUUUUGAUGUCAAAUUGAACUUUAGUGAUUUUUGUUAUAAUAUUAUACAUUCACUUAAGAAAUCUACAUAAUUUUAUCAGUUUUCAAAGUGCUUAGAUUAAAUGUAUGUUAUAUGCGAUAUUUGUGCUGCAACUAGUUUAAUAGGAAAAGCGCCCAAGGAAUAGAUAUAUUACAAAAUACAUAUAUUUAAUUAAUGAUUCAACUCUAUAAAACAAAUAUAUAGAAAUAUAAUUUUUUGUUUUAUUAAAGUAUCCUCUAACUAGAUCAGUUUCCUUUUUCGAUUAUUGCACGUACAGUGUAUGAUUAGUAUUAAAGUAAAUGUUGAAGAAUUAUGUUGCUGAAGCUCCUGCUGUCGUCGCUACCUUUAGUUGUACAAUUAUCAUCAAAGGAAAUUAAGUCGAAAUCGAAUAAAACGAAUCUUAAUUGGUAUUUUCCUUAAUCAUCACCUCCAUAUGUUGCAGCCGCCAAAAAGGCUUUCAAUCAAAUUCAAAGUUCACAUUUUAACGAAUUAGGAUAUCAACGUCUGUGCUCGACAUAACUUUAACGUUGAAAUUGUGAGUUCUAUAGCUUUUGAGGUAUUUCUGUAUAUUCUUUAAUUUCGUCCCAUUUUUCAUUAUAUAUUUUUAUAUAUAUAUACUGGGGUAAGAGGAGUUUGAAUAUUUGAAACGAUAGGUCGAAAGGGAAUGUCAGGCUUGUGCAGAUUUGGUAAACCAUUUAUUUUAAGGGGUAAAGCAUUGUGAAUUUGCAAUUUUUUUCAUCUGAUGGUAAAAUAAAACGUUGUUCUUCCCAAGAUCGAAUUAGAUCAUUAUUUUGUUUUUCAUAAGAAUUCGCAGGGUUUUGUUUAAUUUUUUUGUAAGUUGUCACAUCAUUUAAUAAUUUCAUAAAUUUAUUAUUAUAAUCUUCUGAUUUCAUAAUAACAGUUUUAUUAGAUUUAUCUGCUUUUAAAAUUUUGAGAUUUCUGUUUUGAAUGAUAAAUUCUUUGAUUUUAUUUAUAUUUUUAGGUUUGAUGUUGCUCUGUUGUUUGUUUUUUAAUUUAUUUUUAAAAUUAGUGAUAAUAUAACUGUCGGAUCUCAUUUUAUUUUUAAUUUCGUUAUUUAGAUGAUUGGUGUUGCUUUCAAUAUUACAUAAGAAAUUUGUCUCAGGUUAUUCUUUGUCACUAGAAAUAAUUCGUGCAAAAAUUGAGACCUAAAGAUAUUUAAACUUCAAUCCUAGUCACAAAAAAAUCAGUAAUAAUAAGUUUUGCUGAUAGAUCUAUCCAACUAUCAGAUCCUGAAUUUAAAGGCUUAGCUAUUCAAAAAGAAAAAACUGCAUUGAAACAAUUAGUAGUUCAACAUGAUAUGAUUAUAAUUAAAGUAGAUAAUAAUAAUAUGAUGUGAAAGAAAUAUCGAUAAAAAUAGUAGAAUAUGAUGAAUGGAAUGGAAAUAAGACAGAAAGGUUAUAUGGAAAAUUUUAUAAUGUCUGGAAGGAAGUACUAACAUUAACGGAGAAAAAGAAGAAAUAAAGAAACCUGAUUGUGGACUGUAAUAGUAACAAAAGAACUGUCGUUGAGAAUUUAAUCAGAGAUUAUGGGCACUGAAUAAAUAAUGAGCCAAUAACCAAGAGAACAAAAGGAAUAUUUCACAUUUCAUAACUAUAUAGAUUCCUAUAAUUUUAAUUAACCAUUUGCUUAUUAAUCUAUUUCAUGGAAUAGGUAUAACAAAUGUUAAAAGAGUUAAAAUCUUCAAAAAACGAACUUCUUCAUAUUAACUCCAAAGAUGCUCUUCUUAUCAAGAAUGUACCAUCGAGAUGUCUAAUUCCGAAUGUUGAUAACUGCACCGAAUGCAAAGCAACAGAAAAUUUUGUGCAGGAAAUAUCUAAAGGUAUGUUGAUAAGAAUAGUUCACCCUUUUAAAGUUGUGUCCUGUUAAUUGAAGAAACAAUAAUUGUUGAUGAAGGUGACCUUUACACAAAGGAAAACAUUCAAGAAUUUUCUGCUCCAGAAGCCGUACUCAUGAUACACACGAAAGACGACGAAAUCAAAAUAGAAAAGUUGAAAUUUCCAAAAACUGAUGGUCAAAUUUAACCAAUAGAGCCCUUGGAAAAUCUACUCUAAGCUACACUCUACGGGACUCUCUGCAGCUAUUGAUUUUUGGAAAAAAAUUCAAGAAUAAAACAAGGAUUUUAAACUAUAAUUUUAUUUGAAAAAAAAGUUUGAUAUCAAAUGAAGCAAAUGCUGCUUAUUUCAUAAUGUUAACAGGAAUAUUGAAAAAAUACCAGUAGCUAGUCCUUUACGAGUGCACGAAAAUAAUAGAAUUUAAAGUUUCUAGCAUUACUAAAAUUUUAAAAAAUAAACACUUAAUUUUAGUCACCACCUCUUACAUAUGAUAUCUCGGAAAGGGGUGGGCUGAGGAAAUUUUAUUAUAGAAAAGACCCAUCUUAAUUUCACACGAGCAAUCACCUCAUCAAUUGCAUAAAUUUUGAAACAUCCUGUGCUUAAAGCGAUCGAUCCAUUCUGGGGUUAAGUGGGGAUGACCUAACCUUAAAACUUCACAGAAGUUUUUUAUAUGAGUGUUGAUUUAAAAAAUUUCAUUUCAAUACUAUCGAUAAUUUAAUGCUGGAACUAUUUUUAAUCAAGGAAAAGUCCAAAAUAACCAAACACAUAUUUUCAACAAUGUUAUUUAAAAAGUUACAAAAAAGUCAAGAAGUGCCUAUGAAUUCAUACAUCAAAUUUGACAAUUUGCAAUUCAAUUCUUUUAGUAAUUAAAUCUUUAUAUUUUUUUGGUGAGUGGAAAAUUCUCAUUGAAGGAACAAGUGUCAUAUUUUGGGCUCCUCUAUACGCCUCUUCUCUGUGUCGGGAAUUAAGCGGGAAACCACUGUUAUUGCAUUAAACAUAGGAUAAUCACAAACCUAUUUAUAAAGAUGUAUCUAUAGUUAACGUUUUCUUUCUUAUUAAUUUAAAUAUAGCGAGAAAAAUUAACUAAAUCUAUCAGAAAUAAACAUUUAAUACCUGUCAGUUUUACAUAUCGAAUUAUCUUCAAUUCUUUUUAUUUUAAUCAAUACUAAUUCCUACAUGAUUAAGAUUUUGACUAUCAACACAAAUAUGUAUAUGAAAUUUCCGGAACCGUAGACGAUAUUUAUAUCGCUUACUACCACUACAUCAACCUAAUUACACUGUUAGACGCAAAUUUCGAUAAGUUCUCAUUGUCUGAGACAAUGUAAUUAUGAGUGUUAGUGUGAUAGUAGAAUCAACAGAAUUAGAACAAAAUUUUAGUAUCACGAAGUGCAUAUAAAAAUUUUAACGGAAAAUACUUAAAAGUUGAAAAUUUUUUAGAAAGACGAACGAUAGUAUGUAACGUGUAAGGACUUGAUGUGCAGAUUUCUUGAGAAUGUUUCAUAUUUUGACUACUACUUAGCGAUAACAUACUCUACCCGUCUAAGAACAAAAAGUAAAACAUUAAGAAAUAAAAAUGUAAAAAACUUGGGAACCAAACGUUUAUUUUUGAGCCAGUCGGGUUAAUUACUCAAAUAUACCAAUGUACUAAAACAUAUGGCCUUUAAAAUCAAACAAAAUAGAUAUUCCGUAAUUAGAGAUACAAUACAACAGUAUUCACUCAGAAAAUAGAAUUUAAGACCAAAGUAAACACGAGUCUCAUGAAAAGUAUAUAAACCAGUUCUCCUACAAAUCCUAUCUAUUUCCAAUAAUUAAGUAUAAACUAACUUUUAGAGCUUUCUGGGACGCAAUAAUUACGGUAAAAUUAAUUUUUUCAUAGAAUUCGGAUUCGAUUGAGAUAAUGGCUAAAUCUGUAAGCAUUUCUUGUUCUAUAUUAUUUCUCAAGUGAUUUUAAAUAAUUUUUAAUAAACUAAGAAUGAAAAAGAUUUUUUUUUUAUUUGAAUGGGUUGUACAAUUUAUAUCUUCAAUGGGACUUUCAUCCUGUAACUUGAUGUCUAAAUAUGUGUAGACUUUCAUUAGAUAAUCAUCAGAAAUGAAACUGAUUCAUCAUUGCCCCUAUAAUCAAACGGGUAUUUCUCCUGAACUUUGAGAAGGGAAAAUCGGAAGCAAUACCUAAGUCUAUUAAUUCUUGAUGAUAAAUCAUAUCAAAUUAAAAUUGAAUGUAUGUAUGUGUGUAUAUAUAGAUAUAUAGAUUUGGAGUCUCGUAUACACUGCGACCCAAAGGAUUCAUUGUGUUCCCUUUUCUUGUUGCGAUACUGAAGAACCAGCUGAUCCAUUAAUCCCACACCUUUUAAAAAGUCUAGAAUGUGGGAUGGCUUUAAUUGCUAGAAAUCUUAGUCUUCUAUUUCAAGAGCUCCCAGGUGUAGUGCUUGGGAACUUUUUAGUGUUUGACACUUCGAGAAAAUGUGGAUAGCAGAUCUACUUUGGUUAUAGUUUCCCAGAAGAGUUUUUUCUAUCUCAGCCUCAUUAGGUUUCCCCGAUAAUUGGUUUUAGUCCCAUCUACUUUCUUUUUGAGUGCUUUUUUCAUUGUUCUUUAGCUAAUACCACAGAAAAGUUCGGGUCCCAUUAAGACCUUAUCAGCUAUUUCAUUUCCCUUCGCUCCAGUGUGCCCCGGAAUCCAUUGUAGGGUAAUUUUAUUUUUCUUGCCUCGCUCGUUUAAUGUUUCUAGGUAAUCUCAAACGAGUUUGGGUUUCAUGAUAUUGAAGACUAGUGCUCUGAUGGCUACUUGACUACUACUUAUCUCCUGUUUGCGAUAGUUCCUCUUUAGAUUGAACCGAACACAUUUUUCAAUUGCAUAAAUUUCUGCUUCAAAAAUGCUUGGUACGCUGGUGUCCCAGGGUUGGUCAUUAUCUAGGAACGGUUUCCUUAAUGAUUCCGUUUCUGAACAUUCUAAGUGAUGUUUUCUCUGCUAUGCUUUCCAGUACUAUGUGAAAAGGUGAGAGAUUUAGAAUCACUUCUAGUGCAGCUGUUUCAUUACUCCAGUUGUACAUAAACAAGCCAGCCUUUGUACCUUUGAAAGAUUGUUUUUCAGACUAGUUCUAGUAACCCAAACCACUGCCCCAUAUGUGAUGAUUGGUCUCACAAUUGCCAUGUACAUCCACCGUAGGAUCUCUGAAUUAAAACCCUAUUUCCUUUCUGCAAAGUUUCUGCACACCAUCAGGGCUUUUGUGGCUUUCGUGAUUAUCUCUUUUUAAUGUUCGUUCCAGAGAAAUUUAUUGUCUAAUGUGAGUCCCAGAUAUUUUCUCUCUGUUUUUCACUCGAUUACUUGCCCGUUUAGCUUAAUUGACCUGAGGAUUCCUAAUGAAGAAAAUUAGGCUGAUCUAUAUAAGUCAUGUAAGUUGGGGCGCGACUCCCACUUGUGUCUUGCCCUACUUUUAUUUCUGCUGUUCUAGUAGAUAGUAGUUCUGCUAUCCAUAUGGAGGUCGUCAUAUCUACUCCUCUCGCAUCUAAUGCUCUUUUGACAGCGUCGUGCGGAAUAUUGUCAAAGGCGCCUUCAACGUCUAAGAAGACACAUACUACGUUUUCUUUGUUCGUCAGAGCGUUCUGAAUUUUAGUUGUCAAUUGUACCAAAGCAGUCUCGGUAGAUUUGCCUGUUUGGUAUCCAAAUUGACAUGGAUGGAGAGGUUUCCACUUCAGAAUCGCUGUUCUAAUGUAUUGUCGACAGCUUUUUCUAUCGUUAUGAAUUGAAACGAGGUGAGGCUAUUUUUGGUCUGAAGGAUUUGAAAUGUGUGUUGUUCUUUUUCCCUACUAUUGGUAUUAAUGUUGCUUUGGCCCUUCUCUAUGACUCUGGUGUGUAAUCCAGCUCUAGGCUGCUUCUACUGAGGUGGAUCAAGUGUGGCAAGAUAUCCUCCUCUCCCCUUUGGAGGAGGGCUGGAAAGAUUCCGUCCACUCCUGGCGACUUGAACGGUUGAAAGGUGUUCACUGCUGUAUACUUGCUUUGCAAUUGCAGCAGUUUCUCUCAUAGUUUUGCUAUGUUCGGUCCUAGUGUGUACUUAGGCUGGAUUGCCACUUUCCGGAAAGUAAGUCUUCAGGAAGAGCUGUACUUUGUCCUCCUCACUCUCCGUGAAGGUGCCAUCCAUUGUCCUCACCCGUCGUCAAUACUUUGUGAAGUCUUGAAGUUAUCAUUAAUUUCGACGCUUAUAUUUUGAAGGCCGUAACCCAUGAGAAAAUCCAAAUACUCUUAACACCGUUAUUCAUACUCUGAUUGAGUAUAUGAUUAAUUUGAAAAUGAUUUGAUAAAGUUAUUUAUACUAUUGCCAGAAGGUCUAUUAUCCCACAAUAAUGAAUGAAUCAAUUGGAUAAAUAUGUAACAUAUACUAUGGAAAUGAAUAAAUGUUUAUUAAUAAAUAAGAAUUACUCAUAUUAUAAAAAUCACAUAUUCAUGCUAAUUAAAAUAGAAUAAAUAAUAAGUGUAUUUCAACAAUACACGUAUUUAUGAAGACAAGUACAGAUGCAUCCUCUGUUUUUAAAAAUUAUAAACUUUGCAUACUACAAUUUCUUUGUACUGAUCGUACAUUUUCAGUUUCUUGAAAAAUAAGCUUUUAAAUAUUCACUUGUGAUUCCAUGUGAAAUAAUAGGCGAAGUUAGUAAGUAAGAUUAUUCGACGGAAACAAGAAAUAGUCUGAUUUUCUGUUUGAUUUUAUUCAUGGGACAAGCAAAGUAGAAAAAGUUGGGAAAGAAGACAUAUAUUGCCGAAUUCUCAAAUGACUGUUCAAAAAGAUAUAUUGAUAAAUAGUUAUUUUCCUAACAAGUGCGGAAAGUGAUACUUUUCAAAAAUUAUUUUAUUCCAACAAACAUAAUAAUAUACAAAACUUUAACUAAAAACUACUAAUUAUUAGAAAUAUUAAUACUGACAACACAAUUUGUUGCAUUCUGUAGACUAGUAAGAAUUACCGGUCCAGUGGAGUUAUUUGGUUUCAACUGGAAGGUAGAUGACGUCGAUGAGGAUGGCAUCGGUUGCAGCUCGCAUAAAGAUGACGGUGACGGUAACGGCAACGGUUUUAAGUCAUUUGUAGUACAAAGAAUUUUAUUUGAUAUUUUUUUCUUCUGAUUCUCGAAGACAUCCAAAUAGCACUCAGCGACAGUAGUAGAUUUCCAGCCACCGAGGCGCUUUAGGUUAGUUAUUUCUAUGCCGGAGUCUGCUAGUAACGUUGCCGAAGAACGUCUGAAACUGUGUCCUGUAUAACGUUCCGGAUUAGGUAGGCGUAAAUAUGCGGCAAUCUCUGCUGGCAUCUUACCAAAAGUGUUUACGCCAACGCAUCGAACUGAGCAUUUUCCAUUCUUAUAAUGAAUAAAAAAUCGGUGGUAUGGAGUGGUAGGUGGUCGUAAAUCUGCGUACUUUCUGUACAGCGUUAAGUUAAAACAAAUGAUCUUGACGAAUUAUUUGUGGAAUCAGAAAUUUUCACAACAAUUAGGUUGCCUUUAUCUUGAAUGUCGUCGAUAGUGAUAUUUACAAGCUCGGAUCUGCGGAGAGCGCCAGCCAGUGCAAAAAUGGUACUCAUUUUAACCAUCAGGUAUACCUCAUUGGGAACUAGCUGAAUCCUGGAUAUAUCUUCUUUGGUAAAAACUUGAGCUUUCUGUGCUCGAAAACCAAUAUUUUUUUGUUUAAAAAACGACGUCAGCUUAUGGAAGUUUCCUAUAUCCAAAUUUUGUUUUAUUUUUACUAAACUUUUUACCAUCGAAUAGCGAGACCAUAAUGUAUUAGAUUUCAAAACCUUACUUAGGUCUGAAAAAUACGCCAGAAAUACCUCUUCCUUAUAAGUUUUGGCCCCUUUCUCCUUAUACCAUGUAACAAAAUGGUCGUAUUGCUUCUCAUACCUUAGUCUGGAUUUGGCAGGUAACAGCUCGGAAUUAGCUUCAUUUGCAGCCUUCAAAAUGGCUACGGGAAGUUCUUCGUCGGAUGAAUCCAUUAAUAUUAUUGUAUCGGAUUCGGUUUAAUGUGGUUUAAUUUAGAAGAAGAUUGUACUUAUUCGGUCACUUCCAAGACGUUUUGGACAACUUUGAUGUUUUAGUAACAAUUACACGCCUGGGUUGUCAUAGCAACUGAUAUCAAACCCGGGUGGUUUGAUGGUUGUUUUGUGACACUCCUUCGAAGAAUGUACAUGGUUAUAUACAAAAUAUCUUAAUUAUUUUAUAUUUUCAAAAAAUUAAAAA